GAUUUUUCCGGAUGGGGCGUGUGCGGCUGCCGCUGCCGCAUCGUGUGCACGCCAAAUUCUCUCCCUCCCCUCCCUCCUCCUCCUCGUCCUCCUGCCGCUGCUACUGCCUUGCCUUAUCCGCGCCUCUCCUCACCAAGCUAGCUAACCGCGAUACAUACGCAGUACUUCUCUCCACUUCACAAACACCCUGAGGCAUACACUCUCUCUCGGUCUCUCCCCUUCUUGCCAAUUCGAGCUGAGGCUGAGCUGGGCUCUAGCAAGGGCGAUGAACAUCUUGAACCAGCCGAUCAACCCUUGCGGCCACCCGGCGUUCCCGGCGGCAAGGGAGGCCGGCCAGUUGAUGCCGGCGUCCGUCCGGUUCGACGGCCUGUCGACGCAGCCGAGCACGGCGGCGGCUGCCGUGGGGCGGGCGCACACGGGGCAGUCCCCGCGGUGGCAGGCGCAGACGCUGCGCCGGCCGAGCAGCUACGUCGGCGUCGAGCACGACGAGGCGGCGGACGGCGGGCAGUCGGCCGCCGCACUGGCGCCGUUCCAGCCGCUGACGCUCGACUUCCUGCGGUCGCUCCUGGACAGGAACACCGCCCUGGCGGACGACGAGGGCCAGGGCGCCGACGUCGCGCCGCCGCAGCUGCGCGCGCUGCGGGUGGUGGUCUCCUCCGCCGUGGAGCUCGACGCGCGCCAGACCGAGCUCAUCGCGCGCAAGAUGCGCCGGAUCACCGGGUUCGCGAGCCUGACCAUCGAGAACGUCGUCGACCCAUCGCUGAUCGCCGGCUUCGUCGUCUGCUACGGCCCCGGCGAGUCCCACGUCAUCGACCUCAGCGUCAAAGGCAAGCUCGCCGCGCUCAAGAACCGCGUCGACUCCUUCGACCAGAGCAUCUCCCACCCGCACCCCUGAGCCACACAUGUUCCACACACACACACGCACACGCACACGCAGCGAAUUAGCGUGCUCCGCCGCCGCCGGCUCGCCGGCCGGACCAUAUACAAGUACAGCUCCGUCGUAAGCUCGUAAUUAUCCAAUGGACUCUAUACAGAAGAAGAACGCCGACGACUCGCCGUCGCCAACAACAGUUUUCCUAUCUAGUGUUGUUGUCAAUCGUGAGAUGCUAGCUACUCGCUACCGUUCAGCUGAGCCUAUAUUUGUAUACUUGUAAUAUUCCUUAUUAUUCUUGCUGCGUAUUUUUCGCUGAAAUUAAACAGCAGGUUCUAUAUGCUGUUGUAAAGUACUAAAAGUUGCGGUUUGUAUGCGGAAUUCGGAAGUCAGAGCUCUGUAAAUGCUAGAGCAGAGACUAAUGGUGAGGAAGCACAGGAGUUGUAUACAUCAAACAUGACUAUCUUCAAAUGAGAACAUGUAUUAUUAUCUAGCCA
Molecule: messenger RNA, 1368 nt
Organism: Oryza brachyantha (malo sina)
Lineage: Eukaryota; Viridiplantae; Streptophyta; Magnoliopsida; Poales; Poaceae
Product: ATP synthase delta chain, chloroplastic-like
Exons: 2
Coding region: 266-895 (209 amino acids)
Biological process (GO): photosynthetic electron transport in photosystem I; proton motive force-driven ATP synthesis; photosynthetic electron transport in photosystem II
Cellular component (GO): chloroplast thylakoid membrane
Molecular function (GO): proton-transporting ATP synthase activity, rotational mechanism
Source: RefSeq, a predicted model, not a curated record